GUACUAGUAGACGUAUUGUGCAUGAUUGUGAUACACGUUUUUGGUGUUGAUCAACUAUUAUUUAGACGCCCAUCUAUAUUAGUGUCCAGGGAUCAAUUGUUGGAACUAGAAUUAACAGUUAGUUAACACUAAGACGGGAAUAUACAGCUAGAUAAUCUGAAGACGGCCCGAACCGCGAUGCGUAUGCGGAAGCUGCAGUUGCUCCUGGUCGCCGUCGUGUGCACGCCGCCUCUAGUCCUACUAAUCAUUUCAGCUUAUACCAGCCUUGACGAUCGACCCCCGGAAAGAUAUGACCUGCUGGUGAAUGCCUACCAGAACGGAGGAUCCCGAUUCACAUCGAAUCUCUUCGGCUUUAGGCCUGAUGCAUUCUACUUUUACGAGCCGCUUUGGCGAUUCUCUGUGCAAGAGUACUUCCGGUCGCCAGGCACCGUCUGCAGCAUUCUUAACAACACGUGCAGGGAACUAGGAUUGGCUGCUGUAAACCGUGCACGCGACCUAAGUGACAUGAAGCAGCUGGUGGCUGAAGUACCCAUGAACUCCACCGUAGGCGACCUGAUGACGGAUGUGUUCGCGGACAUCUUCCGCUGCAACUUCUCCCGAAUAUCCAGUCUCGUCCAGCAGCAGGUCACAGACAACCUCAAAUAUGCAGGUCCGAGUUGGCGGCGAUACACGGAGUGCCGUUACAGUAAACGACAGCCGAGGGACAUCUGUCUGCCGAUGCAGGCCCUGUACUGUUCUAACUUCCGGCACCUGGUAGUCAAGACGCUCCGAAUCACCACUGACUCAUUGGGUCCUCUCCUCGACCGGAAGCCCGAUCUCAAGGUCAUCCAACUGUUCCGUAACCCAUUCGCUAUCAUGAAUAGCCGCCUGGAGAGCUCCUUCCAGUCGAUUGUCAGUGACUUCGUUGAAAUGGGAGAAAGCCUGUGCAGAAAAAUGGAAAUAGACUAUCAAUGGUUCCAUGGAUCUAAUGAAGAAGCACCCUGGCAGGGUAAAGAUAGUAUUUUACGAUGAUCUAAAGCGUAAUGUGAGUGGAAAAAUACAGAGUCUUUACAGUUUUCUUGGCAUGGAACAGCGCCCGGAAGACGCGACGGCAUUGGACGUUGUUAUCCCGAACGAAGGCGACCUUAACAACAAGACCAUCGAGGACUUACGGAAGAAGGACAACACACAGUGGUGGAGAGAUAGAAUUGACUUCAAAUUGUACAGAGAGAUUUUCCAACGGUGCACAAACGUUGUUAAAAUAUUCAGACUCACUGAUUUCAAGACUGAGGAAGAUUUGAGGAAUUUGAACAUUGCCGACAUGCACCUACCGGAUGUUUUCAAGAUAUAAUGCACGUGUUAAUGGUCUAGGAAGAACUUUGUGUCGGGGCUGUUUAUUUCAAAGAGGUUAGCCGACAUAAUAUUAACUGUCUCGAUGAAAUACUCAUUUAGUAUUUAAAAAAAGCACUCAAAACUCACUAUUUCACUAGGAUAUAUGGAAACUGAUUAUUUAUAACAUCAAGUAGAUAUUAUUAGACUAUAUAUAAUUUUAAAACUGUAUCAUAUAUUUUUUAGCUUUUAAAUGUCACUACCUAUUACGAAUGAUUUCAUUAUUUUGUAAUGUUGUAUAAAAUGAUUUAGUU
Messenger RNA from Mya arenaria, 1622 nucleotides. RefSeq names its product carbohydrate sulfotransferase 3-like. The record is from RefSeq and is a predicted model, not a curated record. Bases 178 to 1011 code for a protein of 277 amino acids. Gene Ontology annotation, biological process: N-acetylglucosamine metabolic process; sulfur compound metabolic process. Gene Ontology annotation, molecular function: N-acetylglucosamine 6-O-sulfotransferase activity. Lineage: Eukaryota; Metazoa; Mollusca; Bivalvia; Myida; Myidae. The transcript is spliced from 7 exons.